AUGUCAGCAUUCUUUAAUUUAUAAAGUUUGAUAACAGUGCUUUUAUUUAUAAUUUGCACUUGCUCAUAUAUAAGAAGAUCAAAACCAGAAUAUAUAAAUCCAUAUACAUAGGGAUUUAGAGGUUUUUUUAGAAGAGCAGCCGUAAUAGGAGAUAGAUUAAGCCCUUGGGUUACUUUAAUGUGUAUUAUUAUGGGAUUUUCAUGUAUUUUUUACAGAUGA
Messenger RNA from Ichthyophthirius multifiliis, 219 nucleotides. RefSeq names its product transmembrane protein 167 precursor, putative. Gene Ontology annotation, biological process: protein secretion; intracellular transport. The transcript has 3 exons. The record is from RefSeq and is a predicted model, not a curated record. Lineage: Eukaryota; Ciliophora; Oligohymenophorea; Hymenostomatida.